UGAACUGAACUAUUUUAUGUGUCAAAUUGUCAUAUCAAAAAUAAACCAAACAUUUAAGACAAGCGAUGGAAAUGAAUUAAUUAUUAUACAUUGUUCAGAGAAUAUUACAUACAAUAAAAUUGUAAUUAACUGUAGAAUGAGUGAAUAGAAGUAUUGAAGGGGUUAUAUCCAAUCCAUUAUGGCUUUACCAACAAACUAUAAACAAGUGGCAAUGCAAAUGCCUAGCCCCCAAACACCCAACCAUUUACUGGCCGCUGGCUCUCCCAUGACUUUCAACAUAUUGAAAGAACGUUUGAGGGCUUCAGGUGGUUCCGGAUCCUCUUCAGCAAAAGAAACAAAUCCAUUUGUCUCUACACCAAAUGGUCAUUCAGGUUUUGUUCCCCAAAAAAUUGGAAAGAAUGCCUCGAAUGAUGCAAAAAAUCUCAAGCCACCGAAAGCGCCUGAAAAACCUACAAUGCCUUAUAUGAGGUACAGUAGAAAGGUUUGGGAUCAAGUCAAAGCUCAGAAUCCUGACUUAAAAUUAUGGGAAAUAGGAAGAAUUAUUGGACAGAUGUGGAGAGAUUUACCUGAAGAACAAAAACAAGAAUUUGUUGAAGAGUAUGAAAAUGAAAAAGUGGAAUAUGAAAAAAGUUUGAAAAACUAUCACAACUCUCCAGCAUAUUUAGCAUUCAUUGCUGCAAAAAAUAAAAAAUCUGGACAAGGAAAUGACGGAGAAACCCAUGAAAGAAGAGAAUCAUCUAAGCAAGCGGCAGACAGGGAUAGAAGAAUUGAAAUACAGCCUGCAGAGGAUGAAGAUGACCAAGAUGAUGGAUAUUCAGUGAAACAUGUAGCAUAUGCGAGAUACCUUAGGAAUCAUCGUUUGAUAAAUGAGAUUUUUUCGGAAACUGUAGUUCCAGAUGUAAGAUCUGUCAUAACAACUGGUAGGUUGCAAGUUUUAAAAAGGCAAGUUCAGUCUUUAACAAUGCAUCAGAAGAAACUGGAAGCUGAACUGCAGCAGAUCGAAGAGAAAUUUGAAGCCAAGAAAAUGAAAUUUAUCGAGAGCAGUGAGGCCUUCCAAGAAGAAUUAAAAAAACACUGUAAGCCAGCAGUUGAUGAAGAAACAUUCCAGAAAAUGGUAGAAAAGCAAUAUGAAUCUCUGAAGAGGGAAAGAGCACAAAGGUUCGAAGAACCUCCAAAACCCAAGAUCGAGGAAAAUGGAAAAUCAAAUCAAGAAGUGAUGUCUUCUCCGGAAUCUCAGCAUUCUCAACCAGCAGCAGAAAAUAAUCAAUCAGAUCCAGAGCCAAUGGAUCAAGAUAAGGAUGAACAUUCAAACUCCGAGGCUCCCGUUGGUCCGAGUGGAAUUGCAAAUCAGAGACCCCUCAACGGAGUGGCUAAUCGUACCGAGCCGCCAAAACCUGUAGAAAAGCAGCCUUUCCAUCCACAUCCAUCUUACAUUUCUGGGAACUCGGAGCAAUCCGUUCCUUCCCCACAGUCGCAUCAACAUUCAGAAACUCCCCCUCCAACAGCUCUUUCCUUGAAUAUGUCGACCACAUCAAGUUCGAUGGCUCCUCCUCCCAAUCAUCCUCAGCCUGCAGCUCAGUUGCCGCCCGGUCAUUCGAUACCGCAUCAUCCUGGAGUUCCACAAAAUCAUCCCGGUAUGCCCCCGAUCCACCCAGGUAUGCCUCCUGCUCCUCCCCAUAAACCCCACAUGCCUACCCAAGGUUCAGGUAGUGUGCCAACCCAUAAUAUUCCCCCUCAUGCUCCUGUUCAUUCUACGCCCCACCCUCCAGCUCAUCCGGUACCACCACAUCCUUCGCAGACUUCAAUGAUGCCACCUUCGCAGGUGCCACCGUACCAGCAGUAUCCUCCGCAGAAUGCUUCGCAGUCGGUACCUCUUCCUCCAAGACCUCCCCAUCCUGCUUAUCCUCCGUAUCCCCCACAACAGCAGCAAUCUUAUCAUCAGGGCCCACCGCAACCCUAUCCCGGACAGUUUCCUGCUCAUUCCUAUUAUCCUCAGUCUUACCAUCAGUAUCCGCCUCAUAUGAAUAGACCCCAUCAUUUUCCUCCCCAUUCUGGAAUGCCUUCAAUGGAGGGGCAGCAACCAGUAUCUGCGGGUGCACCUGAAAAUCACCCUCCUACUGGACAUCAUAUGUAUGGCGUACAUCCCCCAUCGCAACCGGAAGCCGAUCAUAGAAUGUCAGAGGAUAAUGUAUCUGAGGAUAGUAAGGAUGCCCAUGACGAAAAUCUAGGUGAAGAAAAAAAGGACUAAGAAUGUAUUACGACUCACAUAAAAAUAAUGAAGUAAAUAGUUGCCACGAAGAAACACAUGUAUAGUGAAAUAAAGUGAAUUUAUGUUAAUUUACAGUUGGUGAAAAAUAAUGUUUGAAUUAAUAUUUCUUUAAAAAAUCAUUUAUAGGAUAAAUAGUUGUAUAAUA
Messenger RNA from Harmonia axyridis, 2414 nucleotides. It is a transcript of the gene Bap111, whose product is annotated as SWI/SNF-related matrix-associated actin-dependent regulator of chromatin subfamily E member 1. Bases 179 to 2248 code for a protein of 689 amino acids. Gene Ontology annotation, cellular component: SWI/SNF complex. NCBI's taxonomy places the organism in Eukaryota, Metazoa, Arthropoda, Insecta, Coleoptera, Coccinellidae. The record is from RefSeq and is a predicted model, not a curated record. Gene Ontology annotation, molecular function: nucleosomal DNA binding; nuclear receptor binding. Gene Ontology annotation, biological process: negative regulation of DNA-templated transcription. The transcript has 11 exons.